GAUGGAGGCUCUCUUCUACAACGCGGACACUGGAUUCCUCGAGGGAAUCGUGAGGGGCUAUAAGGCCGGCCUGCUCGCCCAGAACCAGUACAACAACCUGACCCAGUGCGAGACGAUCGAAGAUUUCAGAACGCAGCUGUCGGCCACUGACUACGGAAACUUCCUCGCCAAUGAGUCUCUGCCAAUCUCGACUUCUACAAUUGCGGACAAGGCGACUCAGGUCCUCGUAGACCAGUUCAAUUAUCUCCGAAGCAACGCAGUCGAGCCUCUUGCUACCUUUCUAGACUACAUCACUUAUGGCUACAUGAUCGACAACGUCAUCUUACUCAUCACUGGAACGCUCCACGAACGCGAUACGCACGAGCUCAUCGAACGAUGCCACCCGCUGGGCGUGUUCGACUCUAUGCCCGCGUUGUGUGUUGCCUCAAACGUCGAGGAGCUUUAUCACACCGUUCUCGUCGAGACGCCUCUCGCACGUUUCUUUCGCGACAGCAUUACGGCCUCCGAACUCGACGAUUUGAACAUCGAAAUAAUCCGGAAUACGCUUUAUAAGUCCUACCUCGAAGACUUCCAUACCUUUUGCCAGAAGAUCGGAGGCUCGACCGCGGAGAUCAUGUCUCGUAUCCUUGCAUUUGAGUCCGACCGCCGCGCAAUCAACAUCACCAUUAACUCCUUCGGUACCGAGCUCUCGAAGGAGCAACGUGCACGCCUCUUCCCGUCCAUCGGACGGCUCUUCCCUGAGGGCAACAAUCAGCUUGCACGUGCAGAUGACAUCGAGCAAGUGCGCGUGGCGUGUGAGCCGAUCGCAGAAUACCGCGCAUUCUUCGACUCGUCAGCUUCGGGUGGUGCACCUAGCACCGCGAACGGGAGCACCGCGCACCUUCUUGGCGAUCUCGAUGGCGGCGGCGUCGGCACAGAGCUUGAGGACCGCUUUUUCCUGUACGAGGUGCACCUCAACAAGCAAGCGUUUCUACAACAGUUCCAAUACGCCGUAUUUUACGCGUACAUCAAGCUCAAGGAGCAGGAGAUUCGCAGCUUAACAUGGAUUGCGGAGUGCAUUGCCCAGGAUGCCAGGGACAGGAUACAAGACUUCAUUACGAUUUUCUAAGCAGGGAGCUCCUGAACUGCGUACUUAAUGGGCUUUCCCACAUUUCCACUUCUGUUUUCUCCGAGUAUCUCUUACGCCAAGAAUGUACCACUUUCGGAUUACCCUUUUCCGUGGGAUAC
Messenger RNA from Phanerochaete carnosa HHB-10118-sp, 1227 nucleotides. RefSeq lists its product as uncharacterized. Lineage: Eukaryota; Fungi; Basidiomycota; Agaricomycetes; Polyporales; Phanerochaetaceae. Gene Ontology annotation, cellular component: fungal-type vacuole membrane; vacuolar proton-transporting V-type ATPase complex; proton-transporting V-type ATPase, V0 domain. The transcript has 5 exons. Gene Ontology annotation, biological process: proton transmembrane transport; vacuolar acidification; vacuolar transport. The record is from RefSeq and is a predicted model, not a curated record. The annotation marks the transcript as partial. Gene Ontology annotation, molecular function: proton-transporting ATPase activity, rotational mechanism.